AUGAAUCUUUCAUUUGCAGCCACAUCGUUUCCGGAUGACCCUUUGAUUGCAAAGGUUUUGGUUGAUGCAGCUUCAAACAUCACAGCCUUCGACAUUGAACCUGCCUCCAUUACUGUGGUUGACCCACACAACAGCAGCACCUACAACUGUCGCUCUAACAACUGCUGCACCCACAACAGCAGCACCUGCAACUGCUGCACCCACAACUACAGCACCUACAACAGCUGCUCCGACAACAGCAACACCUACAACUGCUGCUCUAAAAACUGCUUCACUGACAACUGCUGCACCGACAACAGCAGCACCUACAACUGCUGCUCUAACAACUGCUUCACCCACAACUGCUGCACCGAGAACAGCAGCCCCUAUAACAGCAGCACCUACAACUGCUGCACCCACAACAGCAGCACCUACAACUUCUGCUCUAACAAUUGCUGCACGGACAACUGCUUCACCCACAACUGCUUCACCGACAACUGCUGCACCCACAACCGAAGCACCCACAACUGCUGCACCAACAACUGCUGCUCCAACAACUGCUUAUACGUUCAUCUACCGCACAACAACAACUAUAGCCCCGAUAGUUAUCCUGACCUCUGCAGAAAAAACUACGCCUGCUGUGAGCACAACUGCACUUGCUGCAACUACCGCUACCAUUGCUGCAACUACAAGGGCUUCUACAACUACCAGUGCUCCGAAUACGACUAUCAUUGCUGCAACUACAAAGGCUGCUACAACUACAACUACCAGUGCUGCAACUACAAGGGCUGCUACAACUACAACUACCAGUGCUCCAACUACAACUGUCAUUGCUGCAACUAA
Molecule: messenger RNA, 822 nt
Organism: Eleginops maclovinus (Patagonian blennie)
Lineage: Eukaryota; Metazoa; Chordata; Actinopteri; Perciformes; Eleginopidae
Product: keratin-associated protein 4-6-like
Exons: 4
Coding region: 1-822 (273 amino acids)
Source: RefSeq, a predicted model, not a curated record